UCCUUAAGAGUAUUGGUUUUAUUCGAUUUGAAGGGGAUUGUAAUUUUAUUAUGUUUGUAAUUUGUCGUGCUAUAUGUAUCUUGUGCAGUUUAACUUCAUUACCGUCUUGAUUGGGUGGUUUGGUCUCUCUAACACAACUUCAUGUUGCAAACAACAAGCUGACUAAUUUUCCACGUCUGGAAAUCUUGAAAGUAAAUAACAACAGGUAAUACUCACGUUUAUAACCAUUUUCACUUUGUGAAUUUUACCGUAGUUAAAGUAAUUGCUCUCUCUAAAUUAUUCAUGUUAUUGCCUUGGUGGCAGGAUAAGCUCAGUUCUUGGUGCAGGUUGAUUUCAAAUCUCUUGGUAGACUUGCCUGACACAGUUGGGAGUUUACGGAAUCUUGAGGCUCUGCAUCUGAGUAAUAAUGGCCUCAAAUCCCUUCCUUCGAUGCUAUUCAAACUGUGCACCCAGCUCUCGACUCUUUAUCUUCAUAAUACAGAAAUCACCAUUGAUAUUCUCAAUCAGGUAUUGACUUUUGAUUCUUUUUUUUUCUUAUCUAAAACUUGUGCAAGAGGUGAUAGUCUUAUGUAUCCAAGUAUUAUGUCACACAAGCAGUUUGAAGGGUGGGAAAGUUUUGAUGAGUGUCAUAGAUUAAAGCAUCAGAAGCAACUGGAUUUUAUAGUUGGAAGUUAUGGUGUGUUUGAUGAAUGUGCUGAUAAAGAUUAAUAAGGUACUCAAUCUCUCAAGUCGCAUAUUGCCGCUGUUAAACCGUUGUUAACAGUGUUUUGUGUCUGCAGGUGAAGUACUGCGUAGCUGCUUUUUUCUUGGUAGAGAAAUCCUGUAAGAGCAAUGGCCAUUGGAUUGAAGAUACAUAGCUGUUGUCGCGUUGGAUUCCAUCAGCUUUGUCUAUCCUGCUUCAGAUG
Papaver somniferum (opium poppy) is the source of this 905-nucleotide messenger RNA. Its product is annotated as plant intracellular Ras-group-related LRR protein 8-like. The record is from RefSeq and is a predicted model, not a curated record. Gene Ontology annotation, molecular function: protein binding. NCBI's taxonomy places the organism in Eukaryota, Viridiplantae, Streptophyta, Magnoliopsida, Ranunculales, Papaveraceae. The transcript has 2 exons. Bases 283 to 708 code for a protein of 141 amino acids.